AAUAUUGCAUCACGACAUUCCACACGAGAAAAAAAUUGAGGGUGUCACACCACAUUUACUUUGGACACAGUGAGCGUAGGUUGGAGAUUGUGCCACAUAAAUAUUUGUGAAACAUUUGUGCUUGUAGGCACUGGACAGAUUUAUCAGAACCAUGGCCCAAGUGCAAAUCUUCGAUUCCUCUUUCAAACAACUAAUCGGCGAUGAAGUCAAAUUUCUGCAAAUGGUGGCAUCCGAAGCUAGAGAAACAAAAGAGGCGCCGGAGAAGUGGACCCCAAGUUCCGUAUCGGGAUUAAUUUGUUCGUACUGCAAGACCUCAUUUAAUGACGUUCAGCAGCAAAGGGAGCACUACAAAUUGGACUGGCACAGGUAUAAUCUGAAGCAAAGUUUACUGUCGCGCUCCCCUCUUACCGAAGAAGAAUUCAAUGAGAGAGCAGAUGACGUAUCCAGCAUAUCGGGUUCGGAAUCUGAGAAAGAGGAUAACUUGGAGAGUAUUGCUACCUCGCAAGGAAAAAUAUUUCUUAAAACUAGUCAAGGAGUUGUAUUUUCGAUGUAUAGGUGUUUACUUUUUGCAAAAAAGGAAGAAUUGGAUAAUAAUGUACUUCUGGAUAGGUUGCGCGAGUGUAACGUAAACAAUCAGUGGACGGUCAUUAUGCUGGGCGGAGGACAUUUUGCGGGCGCAGUUUUUCGAGGGUCUACACCGAUAUUACACAAAACUUUCCACUGUUACACAGUUCGGGCGGGUCAGGGCGGUUCUCAGAGUUCCAAAGAUAAUCGAUCGGGAUCGCAGUGCAAAAGCGCAGGGGCGUCAUUGAGGAGAUAUAAUGAAACUGCUUUAGUACAACAUGUGCACGACAUUCUUGAAACCUGGCAACAAGAAAUAGCAAACAGUGGUUUGAUAAUAUACAGAGCGACUGGAGCUUACAAUCAGUCUAUCCUGUUCAGUGGGAAGGUACCUCUACUAAACCGGUCAGAUAGUCGUCUACGAACCGUUCCAUUUUCAACAAGAAGGGCCACAUUUACAGAAGUGAAAAGGGUUCACGGUCUUUUAUCAUGUGCAACACUCUAUGAGUCAUCACAAACUUUGGAUGAUGUUUUAAAACACGAAGUAAAGGAGACCUCCCCGAAACGUAGCAAAGUGAAAAACAACAAUAUCAACCGCGCAAAAUCGCGUGAAAAUGUCGAGAGACCUCUUCCUGUAGCAUACCCGGCGUCGCGCAGUAACAGCUUGGAAAGAACUGACCAAAUCCCAUCCGAGGACAACUUGUACAUUUCUGAGCAAGAAAUAUCGACGAAAAGUCUUCUGGAAAAUUUCGACGACUCUUUGACUCUAGAGGAACGACGAAGAAAGAAACCGAAGAAAACCAAGUCCAGAAAUAAACGCCAAGCGGAGCGGGAGGCGCUUCACAAGGCAAAGGUGUACGAAUUAAUGCAACUUGGAAACAUUCCAAAUUUCGAAUUGUACCUCAAAAAUGCAAAAAUACCAGACGAUGAAAGUGAUAACAAAAGUAGUGUGAUAAAUGAAGUAAUAGACGCGCACGGCAACUCGUUGCUUCACAUAGCAGCGAUGCAUCGACAAUUCGAUUUGAUCCGUUACCUAUUAGAACACGAUGCAGAUCCCUGCUUAAGAAAUAGUAGUCAACAAACCCCAUACUCUUCCACACAAGACGGAGAUGUGCGGACAGUUUUCAAAACUUUCGCCUCCGAGUUUCCCGAGAAGUACAACUAUAACAAGGCGCAAAUUCCCAUACCCGCUGUUUUAACCGACGAACAACUGGAAAAGAGAAAGCUGGUUAAGAAGUUAAAGCGUGAAAAAGAAAAGGAAAAGAAGAAGGCGACGGUCCUGAAGAAACAAGAGGAAUGUGAAAGGGAGAGAUUCCUGCAGUUGAGCGAUCGGGAAAAGAGGGCGCUCGCUGCCGAACGUCGCAUUUUGAGCCAAGGAGGCACCGUCGUAGCGCGCUGUUUCCUGUGCGCGAGUGAUAUGUCCGGGAAAGUUCCAUUUGAAUACUCUGGUAAUAAAUUUUGUACAAUAGACUGCUUAAAGGCACAUAGACUGGCACAUCCGAUUGUGCUUUCAUAACUAUCUGUAAUUCAUGUUAAAUUAAAUGUUGUUGUCUAUUAUUAAAGCACUUAAUACAAGCAGUUUAACUGA
Molecule: messenger RNA, 2149 nt
Organism: Photinus pyralis (common eastern firefly)
Lineage: Eukaryota; Metazoa; Arthropoda; Insecta; Coleoptera; Lampyridae
Product: ankyrin repeat and zinc finger domain-containing protein 1-like
Exons: 9
Coding region: 152-2077 (641 amino acids)
Molecular function (GO): zinc ion binding; nucleic acid binding; protein binding
Source: RefSeq, a predicted model, not a curated record